Molecule: messenger RNA, 2183 nt
Organism: Chironomus riparius
Lineage: Eukaryota; Metazoa; Arthropoda; Insecta; Diptera; Chironomidae
Source: the annotation of a GenBank genome assembly
UUUAUUCAUCCACACACAAGACGUUUAUAAAGCUGAUUUGGACGAAUACCAACUUGAUUAUUAUAGCUUCUUUAGAUCGCGACGGGAACCAACGCAUGUGUGUAUUUUCCAAAAAAAUAGAAAAAUAAGUCGAUGUGAUAAGAAAGAAAACUAUUGAGCAAGAAGGACAUAAAGUUCAGUGUUGUGUUAAAAUUGUGAUUAAAAAUGAAGCUUAAUAUUUUAUUAUUGUGCUUAAUGGCGGUUUCAUUAAUUCGAGCCGCGCACAUCCAACUUCUCGACAUUACACCUGAAGAAGCACAAAAGCUCAUAACACAGCAAAGCUUAGAUUUAAGAUACUCGAACAAAAUUGGUGAAGCUUCCGCUGCUGGAAAAGCUUUCAAUGGAAAAAUAAUUGAUAGUGAUGAUUAUACCGAGGAAGUAUAUGAUGCAAAUCAAUUUCAUGGACAAGAUGGUUUGGGACGAUUUGUGUUUGGUCAUUCUGACAAUCAACAAGCACGCUUGGAAGCUGGAAAUGCCAAUGGUGAAGUGAGAGGACAAUAUCGUUAUGUUGAUCCAUGGGGAAAUGAUAUUGAAGUGCAAUAUUGGUCUGAUAGUUUGGGUUUUCAUCAGACUGAUAAUAGACCGAAAUUUGAUUUACAGCCUGUGACAGAAACCCCAGAGGUUCAGGCAGCUAGAGAAGAGCAUGAGCGAUUGUGGAAAGAGGCGGCACGCCUAAAUGGGAUUGAUGCAGAGUCGAAUGGCUACUAUAACUCAGACAAUGAUGAUUUAGAAGAACAGGUCUCAAAUCAAAAUGAGAAAUUUGCACGCUAUCCAGUCCUCCCGUACGAGAAACAUAUCUCAUCUGAUAAUGCUAAAGAUUUUGGAGAUGUUCGUGAUGAUUCCGUAAUUGUUGAAGCUACAGAAAAAAGAAAAGCUAGGUCACGAUUCGCACGACAAUUUGAUAAUGUCGAGGAAGUGACUAGUGAGCCAAGAGGAUUUUUCUAUAGUUUUGAUUAUGCGGUUCCUCAUAUCAAUGACCAUGGAAGUGGUAGAAAUAUUGAAGGACAACCGAGUGAAACUAUUGAAAUAUUCACACGCACUGAUGCAGACAAUGAAGAGACUGAAAAUAUUGAAGAACCACGAAUUUCUGCAAAAAUUGCUGCCGGAAUUCUUUCAGAAGAUGAAGUUCAUGAUGCACAGAUUCAUCCAAAACAAAAAGCACAAUUUAAAUUAAAGGAGGAUUUACGACAGUCUGCAAAGAUUUCUGCUGGUUUAUUAUCUGAAGAUGAAAGAACUUCGGCAAAAAUUCACGACGGCAUUAUUCCAGAAGAUGAAGUGCAUGAUGCUCAAGUUCACCCAAAACAAAGAGCACAAAUCAAACGUGAAGAUGAGCAACAAUAUUCUGCUAAAAUAGCCGCUGGUUUACAAUCCGAGGAUGAAGUCCAUGACACACAAGUCCAUCCAAAACAAAGAGCUGGAAUUCAAGCACCAAAUCCAGAAAGGGUUUCAACAAGAAUUCAUGAUGGAUUAGCACCAGAAGAUGAAGUUCAUGACGUACAAAUUAGCCCAAAGCAAAAAGUUUACCGCUCAGUAAAUCGUGGUCGUGGAUCCAUAAGAUAUAAGGACACAGUUUAAAGAUUCGACGAAAAUGUAUUGUCAUUCUGAACGCAUUUAUUAAAAAUAAUAAAUAAUAAUAAAUAAUGAUAAAUUACAACAAGAAGUAGCUUAAGAAAUAAUCGUACUCAUUAUUGCUCUUUACAGUUUUCUUUUUCUUAAUUUUUUUCACUUUCUUUUUCCUCUGAGUCAUUUUCGAAUUGACACUGUUCUCAUCAUGAAUGAUCUGCUGGGUCUGUUCUUCCGGUUGACCUUCACUUCCUCCACUUCCGAAAUAACCUGAUACAGUAUCGUACAUGGAACUUAAACCACUCAUCAUUGAUGACACUGUAUCAGGUACAUUAAUUUCAAUUGGAAAGAAUCCUGUUGCAUCGAGAAUUUGUCGAAAAAAUAUUCGCGGCUCUUCUGCAUUUCUAAUGCUUUUACUUUCAAUGAAUUCCAUUUGGAUUGACGCCAAACAGAUUAUAGCGAGCAGCAAUUUCAUUUCUUUUUCUUCAACUUUUAUUGUAACUCAAUUGAAACAACUUCACUUGCUGAUUGUCACGAGAAAACUGAUUUAGUUGCAAUGUAUCGUGUUAAAUGCAUCCGAG